GAACUGCAGAGGCCUUUGGCCUUUGGUGCGACAGAGGGUCUCAAGUAGCCAUGCAGGCGGAUUUAGGUCCGGUUCCAAUUGGAGUUGGCCGCUUGGAACUACACAUUACUGGACUGGAUGGCAGGGAGCUGCGCAUGAGUGCGGAUGCAGACAUCCAGGGCAAGGAGUUGCUGCGGCUGGUGAGGUCUCAGCUGCCUCCAAGGCCCGGGGGUGUGCUCAGCCUCUGGUUCGGCGGCAGGAAGCUUUCGGUCCACCAGACCUUGGCGGAGCAGCGCUUGGAGUGGUCAGAUGGCAUGUUCACCUACAGCCCGGCCAAUAUGCUCAACACGUGGCAUGUACUGCGGCAAGCCCACCUUCACGGAGAUGUAGACGUCGCUGCUGAGCACCUGGAAGGAGUCACAAGCAUGUGUUGGCGCCCCAGGAAGUCCAUGCUUUCUGUCACACAAGGCUUGCCAAACACGUUGAGAUGCCUGAGGCUUGACUUCAGCCCCGUGAGCUGGGUGAACUUUCCCGAAGGCUUGCAGAGCCUAAGCCUUGGGGACGCAUUCAACCAAAGCCUGGUGGGAGCCGCUCUGCCCAACAGCUUGCAGACGCUGAGCUUUGGUCAAAAGUUUGACCAGAGCCUCGAGGAGAUAAAUCUGCCCAGCGGUUUGCAAAGCUUGACUUUUGGGUGCGACUUCGACAAAAGCUUGGAGAAUGUGAGACUGCCUGGUGGUUUGCGGUUCCUCACUUUUGGGGACUUCUUUGACCAAAGCCUGGAGGGAGUAACUUUGCCAUGCAGCUUGCAGAGCCUUACUUUGGGCGACUGUUUCAAUCGCAGCCUGGAGGGAUGCCGUUUGCCAAGCAGCUUGCAACACCUGACUUUUGGCGACUUGUUUGACCACAGCUUAGAUGGAGUCAAGAUGCCCAGCAGUUUGCAGAGCCUUCGAUUCGGCGUCAGCUUCAACCACAGCCUGGACCAAGUUGAUUUGCGGAGCCUGCAGAGCUUGACUCUGGGAGCUCGCUUUCACCAAUGCUUGCAAGAAGUUAGGCUUUCGGCCUUGCAGAAUCUCAGCUUUGGACCCUUGUUUGACAGAAGCUUGGAGGGAGUGGCUUUGCCCGCCCUGGAGAGUUUGCAAUUAGGCAACCCAAGCCUGCCGAUGAAUCUACCAGACAGCUUGCGCAGCCUCAGCUUCGGCAACUGCUUCAACAAAAGUCUGCAAGGAGUGAAGCUUCCUGGCAGCUUGCAGGCCCUGGCAUUCGGCAGGGACUUUAAUCAAACACUGGAGAAGAUCAGCUUUCCCGGCGGCUUGCAGAAGCUGACUUUGGGUGGCGACUUCAAUCAAAGCCUGGCAGGAGUCGUGUGGCCCAGCCUGCAGAGCCUCACUUUUGGGGUUGACUUUAAUCAAAGCCUAGAGGGAAUCCAUCUGCCCGACAGCUUGCAGAGCUUGACAUUCGGCGUCAGUUUCAACAAACGUUUGAAGGGAGUGCUGCUGCCCAGCAGCCUGCAGAGCCUGACUUUUGGAGAUGAAUUCAAUCAAAGCUUGGCGGAAGCGGUUCUGCCCAGCUGCUUACAGAAACUCGCCUUUGGGCGUGAUUUCAACCAAAGCCUCAAGGGAGUGAACCUGCCCAGCAGCCUACUAACCCUGACUUUUAGCGAUAGUUUCAACCAACGCCUCGAGGAACUCAAUCUGCCCAGUAGCUUGCAGAGCCUGACUUUUGGCGAUUUGUUCAACCGAAGGCUCAUGGGUGUCAAUCUGCCCUGCAGUUUGCGGAACCUCACUUUUGGCGACUCCUUUGACCAAAGCUUGGAGGGAGUUAUUCUUCCCAGCAGCUUGCAGACGUUGACGUUCGGAAGGCACUUUGACCAAAGCUUGGAAGGGUUCGACCUGCCCAGUAGCUUGCAGAGUCUGACUUUCGGCAGGGACUUCAACCAAAGCUUUGAAGGAGUUAUUCUGCCCAACUCCUUGCAAAGCCUAACCUUUGGCGAGCACUUCACUGAAAGUUUGGAAGGGGUCGCUCCAACCAGCGCGCCGCUUUGCGUUGCAUGUCCUGGCUUGUCAGUAGGUUGCGCCUGAUCUUGUCAGCUUUCGCCUGUGGCGAGCCGGGGCAAGCGUUGGG
Molecule: messenger RNA, 2100 nt
Organism: Effrenium voratum
Lineage: Eukaryota; Dinophyceae; Suessiales; Symbiodiniaceae
Source: the annotation of a GenBank genome assembly